This is a messenger RNA of Centropristis striata (black sea bass), 2324 nucleotides long. It is a transcript of the gene atf7b, whose product is annotated as activating transcription factor 7b. NCBI's taxonomy places the organism in Eukaryota, Metazoa, Chordata, Actinopteri, Perciformes, Serranidae. Gene Ontology annotation, molecular function: cAMP response element binding; DNA-binding transcription factor activity, RNA polymerase II-specific. The coding region runs from base 86 to 1597 and encodes 503 amino acids. The record is from RefSeq and is a predicted model, not a curated record. The transcript has 12 exons. Gene Ontology annotation, biological process: regulation of transcription by RNA polymerase II.
CGGCCGAGCAGCAGCAGCAGUGUCCGGAGCGGAGCAGGGAGGUGGGAGUCAAGAGGCUGUUUAAACGUAGGAAAAUUUGUCUGAGAUGGGGGAUGAUCGACCUUUUGUAUGCACUGCCCCUGGAUGCGGGCAGAGAUUCACAAAUGAAGACCACUUGUCAGUCCACAAACACAAGCAUGAAAUGACAUUAAAAUUUGGGCCUGCCAGAACAGACUCUGUUAUCAUCCAAGACCAGACACCCACACCCACACGUUUCCUCAAGAACUGCGAGGAGGUUGGGCUAUUUAAUGAGCUAGCCACCUCCUUUGAACAUGAGUUUUCCAAAGCACACGAAGAUGACCAGAGGACAAAACACCCGGUAAGGAAAAGGAUGAAUGGCACACUGUUGGUUUGCUCAGGUUAUCAGGCUGCACCGUUACAAACGCCGUCGGAAAUUAAAGUUGAAGAAGAACGUCCUUUAAAAGUGGAUUCUUCCUCUCCUGGAAGUCCAGAUUCUUCCUCCAGCAUGUCAGACAACAGCAGAGACUCAAGGGUGAGAGGCAAGGAGAUUCUCACAAAGCCUGUGGCAAGCUCUGCCCCCACUCCAACCAUUGUGCGUCCAGGCUCUCUUCCCCUACACCUUAGCAAUGAUGCACUACACCCAACUCUGCCAUCUCCAACAUCUGUCAUCACGCAAGCGCCACCCUCCAACAGACAGCUCAGCUCCCCAACAAGUGCUUAUCCACUGGUGAGGCACCUCCCUAAUGGGCAGACGAUCCCUCUCCUGCCCAGUCCGCAGAUGACCUCAGUUAUAUCUCUCGCGAGGCCAGUGAACUCAGUGCCUAACAUCCCUGGGAUUCCAGGACCUCCAGUUGGUGGGGCUAGCAGCGGCUCAUCCUCCCCAUCUGGAUACAGUCUGCACUCUGAGACCAAGAUGCGGCUGAAGGCAGCUCUAACUCAUCAGGGCCCAGGAGCACAAGAUGGGUCUGGUGGGGGGGCAGGAUCCAUCCCUGCUGUCCCUCAGCGACAAGAACAGAGCAAACAACCCUCUCAGAACUCUGAUGCACCAUCACCUGCCCAACCCCAGGUGUCCCCUGCUCAGCCAACUGGCGGCAGGCGGCGGCGAGCUUCAGAGAUGGACCCAGACGAAAGGCGGGAACGCUUCCUGGAGAGAAACCGGGCAGCCGCCUCCCGCUGCAGGCAGAAACGAAAGCUGUGGGUUAACUCUUUGGAGAAGAAGGCAGAUGAUCUUGCCAACAUGAAUGUGUCCCUGACGAACGAAGUAAGCCUACUGAGGAAUGAGGUGGCACAGCUGAAGCAGCUCCUCCUGGCCCACAAAGACUGCCCGGUCACUGUUAUGCAGAAGAAGGCAGCUUUCUUAGCUGCAGGAGGAGAGGAAACCUCCAGGGAUGGUGCCGGUGAACCCAUCGGCUCCCCGGCGGCAGUUAUCCAACAUGGGCCGUCACCACCCGCCUCAGCCUCCAGUCCAGGUGCCACCAUCAACGGGCUGAGUGUCCGCGCUGCAGAGGCAGUGGCUAUGUCGGUCUUAGCCGGCAUGGGGUCGGGCCAGCCCGGAGGGGUCGUCAUGGCAACGCAGUCACAGUCAGCUCCAAGAUGAUGUGCUGACGCAGGUAGCCAGUAUAAACUCGAGUGGCAUUUGGAGGCCGGACUGGUGCAAAGCGUUUGAAAAGAGGGACCCACCCUCAAACCCCACCCCCAGACUAAGAUACUCUCCUCCCCUCACAGCCAAUGAUAAUCACACAAAGACACGGCACAGUGCCUCCGUCAACCCUCCAGCAGGCUCUGUCACUCUCUGUAUGUAAAUAAGAAAAACACGUCGGACACUCGCUCUGCAGGAUUUGGGGUCAUGUCUUGUUCAGUCGUGACAUUUGAAAAAGAUUUUAAAUUGGGAUGAAAAGUAUGAAUGAAAACUUUUUAAUGUCAAAAUCUUCAGUUUAUUUUCAUUUCACUUAAAAAUGCAGCUUCUGUCCAACUUUAGUCCCACACGCUGGCUGUGAUGUGGUUGGUUGCUUUCCAGGCUGACAGUUUUACUUGUAUUUUUCAUUUGUAUGAGAAGAUUUUUAUGCCUAAUAUUGGUCGUCGACAUAAUGUGUGCUAAUGCAGUGAAAGUACAGUGAGAGAUUGGCUGGCUGAUUUCAGUAAAAGGCAGCCUGGAAAGUUUUUCUUAUGCUCUUUUUAUGUUUACGUUUCAACCUGUCUUUUAUUUCUCUCUGUGUUUCCUUUUUGAGGUAAUUCUCCUUAAAUACACAUGACGGUUUAGUCAGCCGAGUGCAUAACAAACCAAAUUAUAGAUGUGUACACAGUUUACCCUGUGAGUGUGUGCC